ACAUGGUAAGAAUUGACAUUGUAUAUAAUUCUCGGACGGGGUGCCUUAUGGAGUUAAAAUUUAUUAGAUAUUUUAAAUCAUUUGGCUUAUUUCUUGGCUGCAAUUGAAAUUUUGCAAGUCAUGGGUCGUACGUCAAAAGAUAAACGUGACAUUUAUUAUAGAAAGGCAAAGGAGGAAGGUUGGAGGGCACGAAGUGCGUUUAAACUCUUGCAAAUUGAUGAAAGUUUUAAUUUAUUUGAGGGAGUAAGCAGAGUUGUUGAUUUAUGUGCUGCACCGGGAAGUUGGAGUCAAGUAUUGAGUAGAAAAUUAAUAAAAAAGGAUGAAUCAACAAUUAAAAUUGUGGCUGUAGAUUUACAACCAAUGGCACCUUUACCUGGUGUAAUACAAAUUAAAGGCGACAUUACCAAAGUUUCAACUGCCAAUAAAAUAAUCAGUCAUUUUGAAGGAGAACAUGCUGAUCUAAUUGUGUGUGAUGGUGCACCUGAUGUCACAGGAUUACAUGAUAUCGAUGAGUACAUUCAGGGACAACUUUUGUUGGCAGCUCUUAAUAUUACCACACAUAUCCUUAAGCCUAAAGGAACUUUUGUGGCAAAAAUAUUCAGAGGGAAAGAUAUGGAUCUUUUGUAUAGUCAGUUAAAAAUUUUCUUUCCUCAAGUAACAAUAGCUAAACCAAGUAGCAGUCGAAACUCAAGCAUUGAAGCAUUUGUUGUCUGCCGCGAUUACUCUCCUCCAGAAGGAUAUACACCAAACAUGUCUAAUCCUCUAUUGGAUUACACACAAGAUCCUGUGUUUGAAAGAUUGGAAGGUGUCAAUCGUUUCAUUGUCCCUUUUCUUGCUUGUGGUGAUCUCAGUGCCUAUGAUUCUGAUAAAACCUAUGAUGUGAGUACAAAUGAUGAUGAGAAAUAUGUUCCAUUACCUCCUGUUCAAACUCCUAUUGAUCCACCUUACAAAACUGCAUGUUAUCUUAAAAAGAAUAGCUUACUUGUUUCUCAAAAACCUGUGAAAAUGGAAGAGGAACAAGAAGAUACUAAAGAAGCCACAAAUGAUGUUUGAUGCUACCUAAAUCAUAAAUGGUUUUUAUAACAAGAUAGUAUUUGAUUACAAGAAAUUCAAACAACUUUGAGUUUGUCAAAGUAUUUAAAGACAUUUGAAAUAUGCGUAGUAGCAGCACAGCAAGUCCGUUUUUUACUCAACCAAGAAAAUAUUUUUGUGUUUUACUAUUGGAAAAACAAUAAAUACAAUUAAUUUUCUAAAGAAAGACAUAAUAAUUUUGCUAAGAAUUGCAUUGUUGGAGUAAAGGAUUAGACUACUUUGCCACAGAAUAUGCGAACAGUCACAUUUAGUCAUUUACUAGGUUAUUGAAAUAACUAUAAUAAAGUUGAUUUAUUAUGUCGUUUUCAAGUAAUAAA
Xenia sp. Carnegie-2017 is the source of this 1409-nucleotide messenger RNA. Its product is annotated as putative tRNA (cytidine(32)/guanosine(34)-2'-O)-methyltransferase. Gene Ontology annotation, cellular component: cytoplasm. Gene Ontology annotation, biological process: tRNA methylation; cytoplasmic translation. The transcript is spliced from 3 exons. NCBI's taxonomy places the organism in Eukaryota, Metazoa, Cnidaria, Anthozoa, Malacalcyonacea, Xeniidae. The record is from RefSeq and is a predicted model, not a curated record. The coding region runs from base 121 to 1053 and encodes 310 amino acids. Gene Ontology annotation, molecular function: tRNA methyltransferase activity.